Molecule: messenger RNA, 570 nt
Organism: Caenorhabditis bovis
Lineage: Eukaryota; Metazoa; Nematoda; Chromadorea; Rhabditida; Rhabditidae
Source: the annotation of a GenBank genome assembly
AUGAAAUCGAACAACUCCUUCUACUUCUUCGCUGCGAUACGAUCGCUAGCAAUUCUGUGCUCGAUUAUCGUUCUAUUCUGCAUCGGUCUCUCGCAGUAUUGGACUAAUCGAGUCUCAAUUGUAUUCGCUCUUCUCUUUGUCAUUCUCGCAAUUUUAUUUAUUGGGAGCUCGAUAGCGACCUUAUUUGUCUGGGAUGCUGAUAGCACAACUCUAGCCAAGAAAUGCCUUUUCUCAUUCGUCUACUCGCUAGCCACUCUAAUCGCCGCAAUUCUAUUGCUCAUUUCCUCGAACGGAUGUGAUCCGAAACUCAUCGCAAGCUAUGGCUGCUUUCAAAACGUCUCAACGGGUACCUACGACGUCGCCGCGGCCUUCUGUUUCAUCGUGUUCGCUCUCGGCCUCCUCGACGUUCUUCUUCAUUGCUUCUUCUACUAUCGAAAAUCGCGGAAGACGUCGUCGCAUAUCUAUGAUCUACCUCCUCCUCCACCAAUUGCAGUGUUAGAGCCGAAAGAGAAGUCGAUCCAUGAGCUUUACCUCGAAUAUCAAAGAAAGGGCCAAUCAACUUCCGUAUAA